CCCUCAGCUCAGCGCACAAGGUCGUGUCCCGGAAGUGAAGGGGCCAUGUUGCUGGGUGACCCGGGGAGAGGUACCGGGCGAGAGGCGAGUCCCGAGGAGUCGUAGCGCGGCCCGCGGGUUCCUCAGCUUAAAUGGGAUCAUGGAUGACAAAGCACUUUACAGAGGCGAACACUGUUCCCGAAAGAGGACGGGGGCAGCUUGUGUGGAACUAGAUCCGCUCCCUGAGCACUUACACGCCAGGCUCGGGGGCACCAGUCACCGCGAUCCGGUGUAGAUGGAGCCUUGCUUGACGCCCAGCACCUGCCAGUCCCCCAUGGCCCCGUGGAGCCGAGAGGCGGUGUUGAGUCUCUACCGGGCUCUGCUGCGCCAGGGCCGAGAGCUUCGCUACACGGACCGGGACUUCUAUCUCGCCUCCAUCCGCCGUGAGCAAUGGCAGGCGCUGGUGAGCGCAAAGGCAAGAAGGAUGACAAUGGCAUCGGCACAGCCAUUGAUUUUGUGCUCUCCAAUGCCCGGCUGGUGCUGGGGGUGGGCGGAGCGGCCAUGCUGGGCAUCGCUACGCUGGCGGUUAAGCGGUAUAAUCCAGAAUAACACGAAGAUGUACGACAGGGCGAUCAGUGCCCCGACCAGCCCCACCCGCCUGGGCCACUCGGGGAAAAGGAGCUGGGAAGAGCCAAACUGGAUGGGCUCCCCGCGACUGCUGAACAGGGACAUGAAGACAGGCCUGAGCCGGUCCCUGCAGACCCUUCCCACAGACUCCUCGGCCUUUGACGCAGAUACAUUCUGCCCACCCCAGCCCAAGCCACUGGCCAGGAAGGGCCAGGUAGACUUGAAGAAGUCACGGCUCCGCAUGUCCCUGCAGGAGAAACUCCUUUCUUACUACCGGAACCGGGCUGCCAUCCCUGCCGGUGAGCAGGCUCGGGCCAAGCAAGCUGCCGUGGACAUAUGUGCUGAGCUCCGGGGCUUCCUGCGGGCCAAGCUGCCUGACAUGCCACUUCGGGACAUGUACCUGAGUGGCAGCCUCUAUGACGACCUGCAGGUGGUGACAGCCGACCACAUCCAACUCAUCGUGCCCCUUGUUCUGGAGCAGAACCUGUGGUCGUGUAUUCCCGGCGAGGACACCAUCAUGAACGUCCCCGGCUUCUUCCUGGUUCGCCGCGAGAACCCAGAGUACUUUCCUCGUGGGAGCAGUUACUGGGACCGCUGUGUCGUGGGCGGCUACCUCUCCCCAAAGGCGGUGGCAGACACGUUUGAGAAGGUAGUGGCUGGCUCCAUCAAUUGGCCGGCCAUAGGGUCUCUCCUGGACUAUGUGAUCCGCCCGGCACCGCCGCCAGAGGCCUUGACUCUGGAAGUGCAGUAUGAGCGCGACAAACAUCUUGUCAUUGACUUCUUGCCAUCGGUGACUCUCGGUGACACUGUCCUGGUGGCCAGACCACACCGGCUAGCCCAGUAUGACAACCUGUGGCGGCUGAGCCUGCGUCCUGCUGAGACGGCGCGCCUGUGGGCUUUGGACCAGGCCGACUCGGGCUGCCGAUCUCUGUGCCUCAAGAUCCUCAAGGCCAUAUGCAAGUCCACUCCAGCUCUGGGCCACCUCACUGCCAGCCAGCUCACGAAUGUCAUCCUCCACUUGGCCCAGGAGGAGGCUGACUGGUCUCCAGAUAUGCUGGCCGAUCGGUUCCUGCAGGCUUUGAGGGGACUCAUCAGGUACCUAGAGGCCGGAGUCCUGCCCAGCGCCCUGAACCCCAAGGUGAACUUAUUUGCUGAGCUCACCCCUGAAGAAAUAGACGAAUUGGGAUACACUCUCUAUUGCUCAUUGUCUGAGCCAGAGGUGCUGCUGCAGACGUAGGGCAGGUGAGGGCCAAAGGGGUGCUGGGCAGUCAGGCCCUGGAUUCUCUGUUAGAAACACGGCUCUAGAGAUGGCGCCUCACAGGGUCCCUAGGUGCCUCCCGUCCUGCUGUCCAUCGCCCUGGUCACUUCAUGCUGAUUAGAAUGACAUCUCUUAAAUCUCCUAUUUUCUCAAACCCAACCCUUUCUAUUUUUGUUACCAAACACUGUGCUCCCUCCUCCUCCUCUACCCCUCGCUCCAGGCUAAUUUUGCUGGAAUGAACUGACCAGGUGGAGCACCGGCCUGAGCUGUUGAAACCACUUGGUGUUUUGCAUGGGGCCCAGGUUUUCUGCUCCCGUCUGUCCCGCCUUGCCCUUUGGCCUGCUUCUCUCCCGUGUCUUCUCUACCUUUUCCUCCUGUUCAUGCCUUGUUUGUUCCUUUCCCUGGGGCACACCUGCCUAAUCAAGACGUUGCCUCUAGUUGAAUAUCACUGACCUUACUGCAUGUUCCCAAGCUGACCUCUGCGGAGCGCUCAGACAGUAUUUAGGGUUUCUGGGGGUACAGUGACCUUCGAUUCAGGUUCCUGGAAAAGCAGCCCAUUCCCCCAACCUCCUGGCCAACUCCUAGCCGUAGGGCUGAGAGGUCUCUCAUGGGAACACGGUCACUGACCCUCACAGAGGGGGGGCUCAAGAUAAACCGAUGCAAUGUUAUUUGGAGAGUGUUUUUCAGUGGCCACCAGUGAGCGUGCAGAAUGGGGGAACCGGAGGCGGCCUGGGAGGGGAUCUGUGGACUUGGCGUCUCCAGCUCACGUGGCUGGUCCAGACCACAGCACCCGUGUGCAGGAGUCAGGAAGACGAGGAGGGAGGGGCUGCAAAGGCAGCCCCUCUGCAUGAGCGCGUUCGCUCACCCCUUCCUUGCCUCCCUGUCCUUUAGGGUGAGGCCUUCAGGAACAGCCUUAGCGCUAGAGGCUGAAGGGAGGUGGACAGGCAGCAGGCUGUCCGCUGGAAGACCCAGUCCUCAGUUGUGGCUCAGUGACCGUGUUUCUCCCCCAUCAGGCCUGCCUUUCUAGGAUGUUGUCUUAGAGCAAGAACAGUCCUAACAGUCCGCCAUAGUAAUGUGAGAGGCUGUUUGUGGAACUCUCCAGGCACCUCCAGAGGCCAAAGGGCACCCAAACAUGCUCAGACCUCUCCCCUAUCCCCCACCCCAUCCCAGUUCUGUCUCUCUCUCACCCAGCACCUGGGGAGAUUGGUGCUACCUAGGAAGAGUGCACACGGAUAAAACACAUGAAGGAGGUGGGGACUUCCUACGCUCCUUGUUUCCCGCUGCUACAAUUGCACUAUUUAUUGCAAUGUAAAAAGUACCCUGAGGGUGGGGAGGAGUGUUUAAUACACAAUGCCAGUGCAUCUUCUUGUUUUGUGUAUUUUUUUCCUGUUUGUGGCAAAAGCCUGAUAAUUCUGUUUCUGGUCACCUGUCCAGUAUUUGUUCUCCCAUCAAGUGUUGCUGUUCUCUCUGUGCAUACUACCUCUCCAGCCGUGAGAGUCUGGUGAAGCACUGCAGCUAUCUCAUUCCUUCCCAGUGACAGUGACAUGAAAUGGCUCUAUAAAUAGCCAUGAAACCUCAGCUGUCCUCUGGAUUUAGGGCGAGAUUCCUGUUCCCUUUUUGUCAUGGACGAGGGGUUGAGAACGAGGGUUAACCUUGGAGAACUUCCUGCCUUCUAUAUGUGUGCAAGGGUUCCUUUAA
Messenger RNA from Myotis myotis, 3562 nucleotides. It is a transcript of the gene MIEF1, whose product is annotated as mitochondrial elongation factor 1. The coding region runs from base 275 to 1843 and encodes 522 amino acids. The record is from RefSeq and is a predicted model, not a curated record. The transcript has 8 exons. NCBI's taxonomy places the organism in Eukaryota, Metazoa, Chordata, Mammalia, Chiroptera, Vespertilionidae. Gene Ontology annotation, biological process: positive regulation of mitochondrial fission; mitochondrion organization. Gene Ontology annotation, cellular component: mitochondrial outer membrane.